Molecule: messenger RNA, 562 nt
Organism: Spea bombifrons (plains spadefoot toad)
Lineage: Eukaryota; Metazoa; Chordata; Amphibia; Anura; Pelobatidae
Product: alpha-neurotoxin homolog 1-like
Exons: 3
Coding region: 18-338 (106 amino acids)
Source: RefSeq, a predicted model, not a curated record
GAAACAACGGAAAGAAAAUGAAAGGCCUCGUAACCAUCUCUCUUCUCGUUCUUCUGAGCUGCCAGAUCGGCUAUUCUCUAAGAUGUUACGUUUGUGCUCACGACAAUUGUCAACAAAUGACAUGCCUUGAUGGGCAAGUCUGUGGGAAAGUGACAGCUAAUGGCGUAACUGCAAAAUCGUGCGUGCCAGCAAAUACUUGUGACAAUUCAAUCGACGGUGUAAAAGCCUACUGUUGUUCCACCGACCUCUGCAACUCGGCUGUGUCCACCAGGAUGUCGUUUGGCACAAUUAUUGCUGUCCUUGUGGUCUUCUGGGUGACUAAACUGUCCUCUACGUAAAAAGCAUCUCGACCAUCUCAAUGACGGCCCGUUUGAGACCCGAACAUGAAAAUGAUUAAAUCCCCAGAUAUCAGUUUCCCAUUGAUAUCGGUUCUGUUUCUCUUUGGGCUAUAUCCACCCGACUUUCUUUUCACAAAUCUGACUCCAAUUUCAUCAGACAACGUUUCUACCGUUUCUACGACUAUAAUGUUAAUUUGAGUUCUAAAUAAAGCCUCUUCUGCCUA